UUUGACAUAUGUUGCAAUCACCGAUGUUGCAUUUAUGACAGCUCUCGGGAAAAUAGUGGUGUUUACGUGUACUUUAAAACUGUAGUAAAGAAUAUAAGAAAUAAGGCUUUUCCCGCAGUCCGCUCAUCAUCCACCCCGUAGAGCAAACAUCUUUACGUGUGUGCCACGCACUGGUCGGACUAGUUUGAUGGGAUCAAACCCCGGCGCCGGAAGAAUCCACCGUACAACAGCGAAUGAACAGUGCACUGGGCGAAAAGGUGCACAAUUUUCGAGGACGAUCGUUUCACAGGUGUACCGAGGGUGAGGGCGCAACGCACACGUCGUGGUAGUCGAAAGUUUCGCGCACCGUGUUCCACCGGGGGUCCGGCAUACAAGAUUAACAUAUUCUUCGAAACAAUCAGCCAGCUGGCUGAAAACUGCGUCAAGAUGCGUACCCUAGGGCUGUCCGUAAUCAGCAUGCUCCUGACCGGGCUGGUGAUUGGCAAUGCUUACUAUCAGAAGAAGCAGUUCUACCCAUCGGUGGUGUACAUCACGAAAUCCAACCCGAGCAUGGCCGUCAUAUACAUUCAGUCGCUCGUGCUUGUGCUGAUGUUAGGUAAAUUGAUGAAAAAAAUCUUCCUCGGCACGCUACGGGCGGCCGAAUUCGAACACCUAAUGGAGCGGUUCUGGUACGCGCUGACGGAAACCUGCCUCGCGUUUACCGUCUUUCGAGAUGAUUUCAAUCCAAAGUUUGUGGCACUGUUUACGGUGUUACUUUUUCUAAAAUCCUUUCACUGGCUGGCAGAAGAUCGUGUCGAUUAUAUGGAACGCAGCCCCGUGAUCGGUUGGUUAUUUCACGUCCGAGUGGCGGGACUGUUGCUAUGUUUGGGAUUGUUCGAUUACGAGCUAAUAUCGUACGCGUACCAGUCCACUAUCGCGAAAGGCGUUACCGUGCAGCUUGUGUUUGGUUUCGAGUACGCCAUCCUAAUGACGAUGGUCAUUAACACGGCCAUAAAAUACAUCUUCCACGCAGCCGAACUGCGUUCAGACACACCGUGGGAAAACAAGGCGGUAUUCCUACUGUACACCGAACUGAUCAUUGGCUUCACGCGUGUCGUACUGUACGUGGUGUUUGUUAUUUUGAUGGUCAAAAUAUUCACCCUACCGAUGUUUGCCUUCCGUCCGAUGUACUACACCAUGCGAAACUUCAAGAAAGCUUUGAACGACGUAAUUCUUUCGCGGCGCGCCAUCCGCAACAUGAAUACGCUCUAUCCGGACGCGACACCCGAGGAGCUGCAAAUGUCGGACAACAUUUGCAUCAUCUGUCGCGAGGACAUGGUGAGCAACUCGAAGAAGCUCCCGUGUGGUCACAUAUUCCAUACAGCUUGUCUGCGUUCCUGGUUCCAACGGCAGCAGACGUGUCCGACCUGCCGGUUAAACAUUUUGCGAACACCGAUUACAGCUGCCACUGCUCCUGCCACCCCGUUGCCGAACAACAAUGGAAACGACACUAAUAAUGGUGCCGGCGUUGCUGGCGGUACCGACACUAGCCGUCCGACGAUGGUUGCUGGUAGUGGAGGUGCUGGUGGCAUUGGAGCCACUACUGGUGCUGUGACUACCGGGGCUACAUUAGCGAAUGGUCUUACGACGGCAGGAACGGGUGCAUUACCAUUGUUUCCUCCUGGUCCCAUGAUGUUGCCACCAUUCCCAUUUGUUGGUAUGCCCUCAUAUACGAUGCCCUUGCCACCGGUGCCACCAUCGCUGGACACACUGUCUGACGAGGAGGUACGCGCGAUGGAAGGCAAUGAAAGGCGCCAUAUCGAGGAACGCAUUAAGCAUCUGCAGAACAUACGCACCCUGCUCGAUGCAUCCGUUGCGCUCAUGAAUCAGUACGCAGCCAUAACGGCCCGUCUGCCACCGGAAGCCGUAGCCCAUUUGCAGCAGCAAUCGCAAACGGCGCAACCAAAUCUAUCGAUGGCCAAUUCUAUUAAUACUGCUGCUAGUAACAUUGCUACUGCUACGAAAACACCGGCAACAAUCACCACAUCUGCAACCUCGGAUGCAGCAAUGGCUGUAAGUGGUGGUAGCACCAGUAAUCCAACGUCACCACCAGUGACAGCAAAUGUUGUCCCCGAAAGCAGCAGCAGCAGCAGCAGCAGUAAUAAACCUAGCAGCAGUAAGGUUAGUGAUAGUGAUAACAAUAGAGUAAGUAACAACAGCGUACCGCCCACCGGGCGGCCAGCUGGCAGUAGUUCGGGAUUGUCUCAACCGAAGCUAGAAGAUCUCGGACCGCUCAGCAGCGAUGAAGACGACACAUCGGUAAAGCUGAAAAAGGAACCAUUACCGAACGAUAGCAAAGUUUUGCUUAUCACACCCGAUCAGAUGCAGGAUGCAGCCGGUCCGUCGAGAGUGACGGAGCUAAACGGUGGGGGCGCAUUAAAACGACCCGAAAGUGCUGCGAUGAGCGAGUUGCGCCGUCGGCGUUUGGAAAAGUUUGCCACUGCGAGCACACCGGAUACGAUAAACAGUGCGCAGGAACAGCAACAGUAAGGGAGGCCAGAUGAAGAGGUGAGUUGUGUAAAGUGGAAUUGCUCUUUGUUUCGUUUUCUGCCCGCGUUGGAGAUGUUCGAUCGCUGGCAGGAACGUCUUCCAAUGCCAAAAUGAUGGAACAGAGCGCGAAAAACACUCCCGGCAAGGUAAAACGAGACAAGCGAUUACAAGGACCAUAAUGUCGCCAAUGUACGUCAAACCAUAACGAUAGGAACAUGAGCAGUCUCGUGCUAAUCAUGCUUUAGGCAACUGUUUCGUUUUGCUUUACUACCGAAAAGCAUACACACAUUUGGCUCAGUCCGCUAUUUUCUUUGCGGGCAUACAUAACUCCCCCCCUUCCUGGCCUGGAGCCUGGAAUGAAAAAUCUUGCAUAUCUUGGAUUUUUGUUUAAAUAAUAAAUCACUCGUUUAUAGUCCUCCAGAAAGCAUAGCUGCAAUCUUGUUUCGCUUGUUAAACGAUUGUCUUUUCUCUUGCUUUCGCUUGUUAUAUUAGAAUGUGUGCUUGUUUUAUGUAACAAAAAACUGCAUUUGUUAUGUGUUUUUUUUUUACUGUUUCUGUUCGCUGCAGUGCAGACGAACAGCAAUAACAACAGCAGAGGGCAACCUAAUUGCAUUCCUGUUUUUCCCUAUACUGUUUUGGCCCCUCGUCAAAGACCAAAUAAAAAUGCGCGAAAAGUCACAAAGGUGUUUGAGGGAUGUGUAACAUUUUUUUAAAAAUCUCUCCCCACCAUUUGCAAAUGCAGCACACUAAACUGCAAGGUGAGUUGAGGUGCAUGUGCACUGCUGGAGAAAACAUUUAGAAACAGAAUAUAAUAUAUGAAUGUAGAAAUACAAAGAAAAAAAACAAUACAUCUCGCAACCGGUGCGUACACGUGGAUGUGCGAGAGUGUGUUUGUGUAGUAAAACACACGAAAAGUGAUUAAGCAAACGGUAGAGAA
Messenger RNA from Anopheles funestus (African malaria mosquito), 3466 nucleotides. Its product is annotated as E3 ubiquitin-protein ligase HRD1-like. Bases 427 to 2529 code for a protein of 700 amino acids. Lineage: Eukaryota; Metazoa; Arthropoda; Insecta; Diptera; Culicidae. The transcript has 5 exons. Gene Ontology annotation, cellular component: cytoplasm. The record is from RefSeq and is a predicted model, not a curated record.